Messenger RNA from Loxodonta africana (African savanna elephant), 1417 nucleotides. RefSeq names its product zinc finger protein 830 (gene ZNF830). The record is from RefSeq and is a predicted model, not a curated record. NCBI's taxonomy places the organism in Eukaryota, Metazoa, Chordata, Mammalia, Proboscidea, Elephantidae. Gene Ontology annotation, biological process: mitotic DNA replication checkpoint signaling; mitotic DNA damage checkpoint signaling; nuclear DNA replication. The transcript has a single exon. Gene Ontology annotation, cellular component: spliceosomal complex; nucleus. Gene Ontology annotation, molecular function: nucleic acid binding; zinc ion binding. The coding region runs from base 1 to 1116 and encodes 371 amino acids.
AUGGCGUCCUCCGCCCCGUCUCGUACUUCGUCAGGGAAGCGAGUGGUGAAUCAGGACGAACUGCGGCGGUUAAUGAAGGAGAAGCAACGUUUGAGCACCAAUCGGAAACGGAUAGAAUCUCCAUUCGCAAAAUACAACCGUUUAGGGCAGCUGAGUUGUGCCCUGUGUAACACCUCGGUUAAGAGCGAGCUUCUGUGGCAGACUCACGUCCUGGGAAAGCAGCACCGAGAGAAAGUGGCUGAGCUGAAAGGCGCGAAGGAAGCCACCCAGGGAUUGUCCACCAGUGCAGAGCCUCUGUCCGCCAAGAGGAAGGCGCCGGACGCAGAGAGCCAAGAUGCCAAGAGAGCAAAGGCCUCCACGGUGCUUCAGGUACAGCCGUCCACAUCUGCUUUGCCCACGAACUUUGAUAAAACAGGAAAGGAGUCCACUAAAGCAACCGCCAGUAAGGCUUUAAGACUCGGUUUACUCCCUGAUUAUGAGGAUGAAGAAGAGGACGAAGGGGAAGAGGAGGGAGCAGAAGGAAAAAAGGAGGACGCUACCAGGGUGCCGCCGGACGCACAGGGCAAGGAACACUCACUGCCCUCCUCGCGGGAGGCAACAAGUAGUGUGCUGCCAAACGAUUUCUUUGAUACAAAUCCUCCCAAGGCCCCCUUAAUCCCUCAUUCAGGGUCAAUCGAGAAAGCAGAAAUACAUGAAAAAGUGGUGGAAAGGAGAGAAAACACUGCGGAAGCACUACCGGAAGGUUUUUUUGACGACCCCGAAGUAGAUGCGAGGGUACGAAAGGUUGAUGCCCCAAAGGAUCAGAUGGACAAAGAGUGGGACGAAUUUCAAAAAGCCAUGAGGCAGGUCAACACUAUUUCUGAAGCCAUAGUGGCUGAAGAGGACGAGGAGGGACGGUUGGACCGGCAGAUUGGGGAAAUCGAUGAGCAGAUAGAGUGUUACCGUCGGGUGGAAAAGCUGCGGAAUCGCCAGGAUGAAAUAAAACACAAGCUUAAAGCAGUUCUGACCAUAAAAGAACUGCAGAAAAAGGAAGAGGAGAAUGUUGACAGCGACGAUGAGGGGGAACUGCAGGACCUGUUGUCUCAGGAUUGGAGGGUGAAAGGGGCUUUGUUAUAGGGUUCCAAGGACCCAAGAUUUUUAACGGCCUCUACGUUUAUAUGGAAGACACUGUCUCUUGGUGUGAUCUCGGUUACUCCAUGGCUAGAGGCUUGUCUGCCUAACCCGCUUAUUGAAAUAAAAAGAGCCUGUGAGGGACAGCACUUUGGAAAACCGGUGUAAAAUACUUUUGAGGUAAAGUUGUUCUUCAAGUUUUUGAAGUUUUUCACACAUUUACAGGUUUAAAUGUAUGACUUUGAGCUGUAAAAUCUGUAAGCUGUAAAUAUUGCACAUAGCUAAAUAUAUAUAUUUACUUAAGUAA